Hyposmocoma kahamanoa is the source of this 1464-nucleotide messenger RNA. Its product is annotated as aprataxin and PNK-like factor. The record is from RefSeq and is a predicted model, not a curated record. Gene Ontology annotation, biological process: double-strand break repair. The coding region runs from base 94 to 1311 and encodes 405 amino acids. The transcript has 7 exons. NCBI's taxonomy places the organism in Eukaryota, Metazoa, Arthropoda, Insecta, Lepidoptera, Cosmopterigidae. Gene Ontology annotation, molecular function: 3'-5' exonuclease activity; protein binding; DNA-(apurinic or apyrimidinic site) endonuclease activity. Gene Ontology annotation, cellular component: nucleus; site of double-strand break.
GUUUUGCGACGCAAGUGUUUCGUCGAUUUAGUUAAUUUCUUGUAAUCUUAUCUCAUAUAAAAUUGAGAGUGCUUCUGGACUGUUUAGAACAAAAUGGUGUUCAAACUUUUACGCACAGACACUGAGGAGCCACAAAAAAUACAACUUCCUCUUGGAACUCAUUUGAUCGGACGAGGAAAACUUUUGGAUUGUGAAGAUAAAAGAGUUUCUAGGAAUCAUGGAGAGUUGAACAUUGUUGAUGACUCUAUAACCAUAAAGGCGCUGCACCAAAACCCAUGUUUCUAUGUAAAAAAAGGAACUGACCAGACCCAAGUAUUAAAAAUAAAUUGUACAGCAAGUCUUUGUAAUGGGGAUAAAUUUGGUCUCCUACCUGAUUCAUACUGGUAUGAAGUGCUGCAUUGCACAUCUAUUGAUUUAAAUCAGUCCCCUGAACUAAGUAGUACUGUGCCUGAUGAUGAAAUUGAAGAUCAGGCAUCUAGAGACAGUGUAAGAACUAUAAAUGGUCCUGGUUGUGAUACACAAGUAAAUGAUACAAAUGGGGCACUUGACAACGAAGAUAGACCUGAAUCCCCUUCUUUGAUUAGAAACGGAUCUCCAAAUCCAGAAAAUGUGAAUAUGCUUGAAUUGCCUUCGCCGGCUCAAAAACCUGAAUCCUCAUCAUUGAUGGAAAGAACAGGGUCUCCUUCAUUACUUACAUCAACAACAGAUGAUCCUGAAACAACAGAAAAUCAGGACAAUCCUAUUAAAGAACCAAAAUCUCCAUGUAAGAGGUGUCAAACUCCAGACUCUUCAGAUGCUAAAAGAGUGAAGACAGAGCCAGUGGAAGAUCAACAAAUGGCAAAUAAUGACCCUGUAACAGUGAAACAGGAACCUGACAUUGUUCCAGGACCUAGUAAUGAUCAGGUGGUGGAUGCAUCGAAAGCAGAUGACGGGAAUAAUACUCAACCUUCGCCUGCAAAGCCUCCAAGUGGAAUGGGAAGAGAAAGAUGCAUGUAUGGUGCUAACUGCUACAGGAGGAAUCCUCAACACAAGACUCAAUUUGCACAUCCGUCGGAUGCAGACUGGGGUGUGGGCGAGCGUGGCGUGUGUCCCUGGGGUUUGGGGUGUCGUCGCCGCAACCCGCGCCACUGGGCUAACCACGAUCACCCGCCGGGUGCUCAAAGACCUGGGUCUCCUCCGCCAGGUAUGCGAGUGGUCCAAAGACACGGCAAUGUAUUCUACAUCAAUGCGCGUACAGUAAAUUUCUACGAUGAUCACUUUCAAGUUGAGGAUUCUGAUGGAGACAGUGUAGACUUUGACUAUGAAUUCUAAAUGUGUUACAGAUAAUUGAACAAUGCCGUUUUGUAAAAUUUCGAGAGUUACCAAAUCGUUGUUUCUAAUUUAUUUAAAAAAAUUGCAAGAGAAAGAUUGACAGAAUGAGGAGUUAAUGCUUUUAAGAAUCAAGAUUUUAUAGCUUCAACUAGC